UACGUACUUCAAAUUUCUUCCUUUAACAAAAAUUAAAUUUCGAAAUUUACCCUACAUAAUCGAAGAUCCAAUCGUUUUCUCGCUCUACAACACACUCUUACGCUCCCCUUUUGGAAAAUGGAGGAAAGCGGAAACAGAGCCGAAGCCAUUCGUCUUCUAGGAAUCGCCGAGAAGCUUCUACAAAGUCGUGAUUUUAACGGCUCGAGAGACUUCGCAAUCUUAGCCCAAGAGACAGAACCGCUGUUGGACGGUUCCGAUCAGAUCCUAGCCAUUGUCGACGUUAUCCUAGCAGCUGAGAAAAGAAUAAACAACCGCUAAGAUUGGUACUCCGUUUUACAAAUCGAUGGCCGAUCCGACGACAACGAUCUCAUCAAGAAGCAGUAUCGUCGCCUAGCUCUCCUUCUCCACCCGGACAAAAACAAGUUCCCUUUCGCCGAUCAUGCGUUCAAGCUCGUAGCCGAUGCAUGGGCCAUUUUAUCAAACAGUUCGAAAAAAUCUGUUUACGACAAAGAAUUGAGCUUGUUUACGAGGAUUGAUUUAAGCGGCGGCGAUCGUUCGAAUCAAUCCGGUAAAUUACCGGUCUCGAGAAGAGGACCAAAUCAGGAUCGCGGACAAUAUUGGAUGCCGAAUACGAAUGCCCAAAAAGACAAUCAGAGGUCGAAAACGUCUACGUUUUGGACAGCUUGCCCGUACUGUUAUAGGUUGUUUGAGUAUCCUAGGGUUUACGAAGGUUGUUGUUUAAGGUGCCAGAAUUGUGAGAAAGCUUUUCACGCUGUUGAUAUUCCGACAUUGCCGCCGUUGGUUCCGGGGAGAGAAGCUUAUUAUUGUUGCUGGGCGUUUUUUCCGUUAGGGUUUGUGCCUGGAAGUCCGGAAAGUGAAGGAAAAGCCCCCACCGGUUUUCCGAAUUGGAUGCAUCCUACAUUUUCCGAAGUGCCGCCGCAUCAGGGCGAAAGAAAUGGAGGCUAUGAGCAAGUUACACCACCUGCAGCAGUGCCGCCGCAGCCUCCUUCGACCACUGCAGUGAAGGUGGUAGAAAAUAAAAGUAAUGUGGCUGUGGUUUCAGGUGGGAAUGUGACCAAUUCAGGCCCAAGGAAGAGAGGGAGGCCGAGGAAAAUUCCCCUGUGA
Molecule: messenger RNA, 1125 nt
Organism: Hibiscus syriacus
Lineage: Eukaryota; Viridiplantae; Streptophyta; Magnoliopsida; Malvales; Malvaceae
Exons: 1
Coding region: 622-1125 (167 amino acids)
Source: RefSeq, a predicted model, not a curated record